This is a messenger RNA of Penicillium subrubescens, 1344 nucleotides long. Its product is annotated as putative phosphatidylglycerol specific phospholipase C. NCBI's taxonomy places the organism in Eukaryota, Fungi, Ascomycota, Eurotiomycetes, Eurotiales, Aspergillaceae. Gene Ontology annotation, molecular function: hydrolase activity, acting on ester bonds. Bases 1 to 1344 code for a protein of 447 amino acids. Gene Ontology annotation, biological process: phospholipid catabolic process. The transcript has 3 exons. The record is from RefSeq and is a predicted model, not a curated record.
AUGAAGGCCAACACUCUCCUUCCCCUUCUGGGUCUCUCCGGCAGCGCCGUCGGCGCCGUCGUCAACCGCCACUCCAACGGUCCCUUCGGCUACGCCUCCGGUUCCAAGGAGUCCAUUGCCAACCUGAAGGACAAGGUUGAGAAUGUUGUCUGGAUUCUGAUGGAGAACCGUGGUUUCGACAACAUCCUGGGUGGUGUGCACAAGAAGGGUCUUGACAACGUUGUCAACAACGGACCUUUCUGCAAUCCUCUGAACGUCGCUGACCCCAAGGGCGAGAAGACGUGCAGUCAGUUCAAGGACUUUGACUCUGUUAUCCACGACCCGGAUCACUCCGUCACUGGUGUCAACUUCGAGCUGUACGGUCAGUGGAGCCCUAACAACGACGCUAUUGCCAAUGGCACUCUCAAGGCCAACCUCGAUGGCUUCGUUGAGCGCCAGAUUGAGCGUUACAACAUCUCCGCCAAGCUCGCCACUGAGGAGGUUAUGGGUUACUACUCCGAGGAUGAGAUUCCUACUAUGGUCGACCUCGUGAACGAAUUCACCACCUUCAACUACUGGCACUCGUGUGUCCCCGGUCCCACCAACCCCAACCGUCUCUGUGCCAUUGCCGGUACCCCCGACGGCCACGGCAAGAACGACAAUGACUUCGAUGUCUCUGCCAUCACCAUCCCCAGCAUCUUCCAGGUUGCUUCCGAGAAGGGCAUCUCCUGGAAGAACUACGACGGCACCAACGGCGCCUUCCUCUCCGACGCUCUCUUCUUCAACUGGACCGUCGCCAACGCCAAGUCCAACGUCGUUCCCUUCGAGAACUUCUACCAGGACGCCUACCUCGGCACCCUCCCCAAGCUCUCCUACCUCAACCCGUCCUGCUGCGGUCUGGACACCAACUCCAUGCACCCCUCCGGCAACGUCUCCACCGGCCAGGUCCUGCUCAAGCAGAUCUACGAUGCCGUCCGCACCGGUCCCCAGUGGGACAAGACCCUGCUGCUGAUCACCUUCGACGAGACCGGUGGAUUCUACGACCACACCUACACCGAGAAGGCCAAGGAUGGCAGCUCCUACACUCUGAACUUCGACCGUCUCGGUGGCCGUAUGCCCACUUGGCUCGUUUCUCCCUACGCCCCUGCCGGUUACGUCGAGAACUUCGGUGUUGACCCCGCCACCGGCAAGUCGGCUUCUUACUCUGCUACCUCCGUCCUUAAGACUCUGGGUUACCUGUGGGACCUGAAGGACUUCACUCCUCGUGUUUCUCACUCCCCUGCCUUUGACCACCUGAUUGGUCCUAAGGUUCGCAAGGCUCCUCAGACCCUGGCUAACCCCCACCCCUUCCCUGAGGCUGUUUAA